CGCACAAUGGCCGUAGUGGAGCAAGUCGCCUCCUGGUUCUGCGUUGUCUUGGCUCUCCUUCUACCUUGCCUGCUCCUCAACCUGUGGUUGCGCCGCGACACCGGCGUAGCUAACCUUCCGCCCAGCCCCUGGCGGCUGCCGGUCGUCGGCAACCUCCACCAGGUGAUCAUCCACGGGCCGCUCCUGCACCGCGCCAUCGCCGACCUCGCACGCCGACUCGACGCGCCCCUCAUGUACCUGCAGCUCGGCGAUGUCCCUGUCGUCGUCGCAUCGUCCCCCGACGCCGCCCGGGAGGUCACCAAGACCCACGACCUCAGCUUCGCGACCCGGCCGUGGAGACCCAGCAUGCGGAUCUUGUUGGCCGACGGCGACGCGCCGGGCCUGGUGUUCGCGCCGUACGGCGCCCUAUGGCGGCAGCUCCGCAAGACAAGCGUCCUCGAGUUGCUCAGCGCCCGGCGAGUGCGGUCGUUCCGCCGCGUCCGGGAGGAGGAGGUUGGCCGCCUCGUUGCCUCCCUCGCCGCGUUUUCGCCGGGCAAAGCCGUGGAUGUCGGCGAGCGGUUAACCGCGCUCAUGACGGAUGCGGUAUUCCGUACAAUGAUCGGUGACCGGUUCGAUCAGCGCGACGAGUUCUUGGAGGUCCUCGCAGAGGCGCUAAAGAUCGCCUCCGGGUUCAGCGUCGGCGACCUGGUCCCGUCGUGGAAGAUCGUGAGCCUUUUGAGCGGUACUGCGCGCCGGGCAGAGGCGAACACCCGCAAGAUGUUCGAGCUGAUGGAUCGCGUCAUCAGGCAGCACCAGGAGCGUAGAUUGGCGGAAGACGUGGAAGAGGACAUGGUGGACGUGCUCCUAAGGUUGCAGAAGGAAGAUGGCCUGGAUGUGCCCCUCACCAUGGGAGCCAUCAAAUCCCUCAUCCGAGACCUUUUCAGUGGCGGGAGUGAGACAUCGGCGACGACCGUACAAUGGGCCAUGGCGGAGCUCAUGAGAAAUCCGAGAGCGAUGCAGAAAGCACAAGCCGAGCUGCGCGACACACUCCAAGGGAGCCGGACGGUGACAGAAGAUGACCUGACCAAGUUGAGCUACUUGAAGCUCGUCAUCAAGGAGACACUGAGGCUGCACCCACCGUUGCCACUGCUCCUUCCAAGGGAAUGCCGGGAGACAUGCAAGGUCAUGGGGUACGACGUGCCCAAGGGCACCACCGUGUUUGUGAACGUGUGGGCGAUCGGCAGGGACACCAAGUACUGGACCGACGCCGAAGUGUUUAAGCCGGAGCGAUUCGAGAGCGGUGCAAUUGAUUUCAAGGGCACGGACUUCGAGUUCUUACCCUUCGGAGCAGGGCGAAGAAUGUGCCCUGGAAUGACGUUUGCACAGCCUAGCAUGGAGCUCGCGCUCGCCUCGCUGCUAUACCACUUCGACUGGGAGCUCCCGGUUGGAGUCUCACGAAGCGAGCUGGACAUGGCAGAGGAGCUGAGCGUCACCAUCCAGAGGAAGAACAGUCUUCACCUGCGCCCAGUCGUUCGUGUGCCCCUGCAAGCUGCCCUCUAGGCUGUCGCGGCAUUGUGCCCUCGUCCGAAGGUUUGUGCUGCCUUCAUAAGAUGUCGUACUUUAUCUAUCACAAUAUAGGCUAU
This is a messenger RNA of Triticum urartu, 1622 nucleotides long. Its product is annotated as zealexin A1 synthase-like. Gene Ontology annotation, molecular function: monooxygenase activity; oxidoreductase activity, acting on paired donors, with incorporation or reduction of molecular oxygen; iron ion binding. The record is from RefSeq and is a predicted model, not a curated record. NCBI's taxonomy places the organism in Eukaryota, Viridiplantae, Streptophyta, Magnoliopsida, Poales, Poaceae.